This is a messenger RNA of Cheilinus undulatus (humphead wrasse), 1320 nucleotides long. It is a transcript of the gene esd, whose product is annotated as esterase D/formylglutathione hydrolase. Gene Ontology annotation, biological process: formaldehyde catabolic process. The transcript has 9 exons. Gene Ontology annotation, molecular function: S-formylglutathione hydrolase activity. Gene Ontology annotation, cellular component: cytosol. Lineage: Eukaryota; Metazoa; Chordata; Actinopteri; Labriformes; Labridae. The record is from RefSeq and is a predicted model, not a curated record. The coding region runs from base 111 to 959 and encodes 282 amino acids.
CCUGACGUUGCUGGACUCUGGACGCUCUGGUCUGCACCCGGCGGGGAAGUUAGCAAACCAGUUGAACAAGUAAUUCUGCAAAGUAUCGUCAUAUACUAAGAGCAUCAGAGAUGGCUCUCACACAAGUGUCCUCCAACAAAUGUGCCGGUGGCUUCGAGAAGGUUUUUGAACAUGAGAGCGCUGAACUCAAGUGUAAGAUGAAGUUUGCCGUCUACCUGCCUCCCAAAGCUGAGACUGGAAAAUGUCCUGUCAUGUACUGGCUCUCUGGUCUGACGUGUACAGAGCAAAACUUCAUCACUAAAGCUGGAAGUCAGCUUCCUGCUGCUGAGCACGGCAUCAUCAUCGUCGCUCCAGACACCAGCCCACGUGGCUGUAACAUCGAGGGAGAGGAUGAGAGCUGGGAUUUUGGCACCGGAGCUGGUUUCUACGUGAACGCCACCGAGGACCCCUGGAAGACAAACUACCGCAUGUAUGCCUACGUCACUGAAGAGCUCCCCAAACUGAUCAACGCUAACUUCCCCACCGACCCAGACAGAAUGUCCAUCAGCGGACACUCCAUGGGGGGCCAUGGGGCCCUGAUCUGUGCCUUGAAGAACCCUGGGAAAUACAAGGCUGUGUCCGCCUUCGCUCCCAUCUGUAACCCCAUGCAGUGCCCGUGGGGACAGAAGGCGUUCUCAGGAUACCUGGGCUCUGACAGGUCUACGUGGGAGGCGUAUGAUGCCACCGUGUUGGCGGGGUCGUACUCCGGUCCACAGCUCGACAUCCUGAUCGAUCAGGGUCGUGAUGAUCAGUUCCUGUCUGCCAGCCAGCUGCUGCCCGACAACCUGAUCGCUGUCUGCUCUGAGAAGAAGAUCCCUGUCGUCUUCAGGCUGCAGCCGGGUUACGACCACAGCUACUUCUUCAUCUACUCCUUCAUGUCUGACCACAUCAAGCAUCACGCCAAGUACCUCAACGCCUGAAGCACAGCUGUUCACCUGGUCUGCACACCUGGGCCUGCUUCACUUAGAAAUCCUGCUGCAGAAUUAAGAACAACAUCCGUCUUUUUCCCUGGUAACUAAUUGAUCAAUGAAACAAGUAAAGAGCCUGAUCAUUAAUCCAGCCAGCAGCUCACAGGCUCCAAAGCACUUAAUGUGAAGUCCACACAUUUUUGUAUGUAAUUGAGCUAAUUUAAGUCCCAGAUAAUUAGACAGUAUUAAUGAGAAUAUUGUGAAUGAAAACUUCUCUGCACACCGAUAGAGAUCAUGUGGAUUUUUUUAGUUCGGCCUUUUGUCAGUGAAGAGUCUCAGCUGUGUUUUAUAAAAUAAAACCCUCGGUUGUUCA